AUAAAUUCGUACAGACAAAGCUGUACAGACAAAGCUCAAAGAUUGCAAAGGGAGGAUAAACGAAAGAAGUAACAGCAUUGAAGAAAUAUAGGUCAAUUGAAAGCGAGACUAGUUUAAUCCUCACUGAAACUUACGCAUUUCACCUGCAAAAGGAAAUAAUUUAAACAGGUAAUGACCAACACGAGGCGGACAAGAGCAGUCAGGAUGCAGCAACCAGUGAUGCAGCAGCCAGGAGCCCCUGGGGGAUGGAUGGUGCAGCCCCAGGUCCCCGUUGGCUGUCCUCCUGGUCUGGAGUACCUUACUCAGGUAGACCAGGUGCUAGUCCAUCAACAGACAGAGCUGCUGGAAGCAUUUACUGGUUUUGAGACCAACAACAAGUACGAGAUCAAGAACAGCAUGGGACAGAGGGUCUACUUCGCCGCAGAAGACACUGAUUGCUGCACGCGGAACAUUUGUGGAAACGGUCGACCAUUUGACAUGAAAAUCAUGGACAAUGUCGGUAAAGAGGUCAUCCAUUUAUCCCGUCCCUUGAGAUGCAGCACUUGCUGGUUUCCAUGUUGUUUACAGAGAGUCACCGUGGAGGCUCCCCCAGGCCAGGUGAUAGGCUAUAUAAAACAAGCCUGGAGUAUUUGCAAGCCCAAGUUUUACAUCCAGAAUGAACAUGGAGACGACAUCCUCAGAAUUGACGGCCCCUGCUUUACUUGCAACAUCUGUGGAGAUGUGCAGUUCCAGGUCCUGUCCAAGGACGGGAGCGCCCAGGUGGGUCAAAUCUCAAAACAGUGGUCAGGAAUCGUCAAGGAAAUGUUCACGGACGCUGACAACUUUGGCGUGUCUUUCCCCAUGGAUCUGGAUGUGAAGAUGAAGGCAGUCAUGUUGGGAGCCGUUUUCCUAAUUGACUUCAUGUUUUUUGAACAAUCUGGAGGUGAUAAAGAGCAGCAAACUGUAGGAAUGCUCUAGUGUCACAGGAUUACAUGUUCUUUGAGAAGUCACAGAAUAAAGAAGAGGCUAAAGUUGGAAUGGCAUAAAUGUUCCUUCUGAUGGUGAAGAAAAUACAAAACACUAGGUGGCUUCAGACGUUCUACUAGAUGGCAGCAGUGUUGCUUACCCUAAGAAUCAUAGGCCUCAUUGUGACCUUUCACCUUAUUUGCUGCUACAAUAAACUCUGUGAAACAUGGGGUAAACCUACUUUUGGUGUUGUCAAUAAAAUGCAGUUUCUUUUGAAAUGCCAAAUACCCUCUAGGUUGCCUUAUUAUUUUAAAUCAAUAACUUAAAACUUUUAUUUUAAAAAUAAAGAUGAUGCCAUAUUCUCAAGUCUGUUUAUUUUUAUAUUGAAAUAUGAAAAUGUUGAACUAAUUUGCAGUCUCUUAGUUUGAUUUGGCACAUAAAGUUUAAUACAAUUAUUAUAUAUUUAAAAAAAAACAUGAAUAUUGCAGUUGCGUGCCAAGUUAAUUAUUUGGGCAUUAUUUGGAUUGAUGAUUUGUAACAAAAGGUAAAAUAUUGUUUAUUAUGCUGGAAAGGAAUAGAUUAAUUAUUAUUAUUACUGAUUUUGAAGUCUUAAUAUGCAUUUUUCUCUAAUAUCUAAUCUAGGAGUUUUCUGUAACAAAUGAUGUAAUAUCAGGUUAUUCAGAUCUUUAUAACUUAGUCUGUUGGUGUCAAGCUAUAAGUUUAAGUUGUCUGUUAUUUUAAUUUACAUAAUUUCUAUAAUAGUAAGAAAAUAUUUGUUACUGUACCAGUUUUUGCACACUGAAAAAUUGGAGAGAAGCGGGGCACAGAAGAAAAAUAUUAAUGUUUUAGUGCAUAAAGGACAGAUAGGAAUAUUGAAAGGCAAUGUAAAAUGAAUAAUCCAUAUCCAGCUUGUGUAUAAUGAAUGUUUUUAUCCUAAUAGCUUUGAAAACUAUAUCAGUGUGUUUGUCUCAUUUGCCUUCCAAUGUAAAUAUCAAGGCUUAUUUUUAAAAUAAUUUUUAUGAAAAAAGGGAGCAGAAAUCUAACACUUUUCUAUUUUGUAUGUGUAACUUUUAAUCAUUGGGACACUUGAAGUUUGGCCCUGCCUUCACGAUUAUUAUAGGCUGCCAUUUUAGCCACAAAAAUCUCAAAAAUUUUAGAAAAGCAUGGUUUGCGACAUAAACAAACUGAAGUGUGGGAAAAAUAUAGAAACUUCUUGUAAAUUAAAACUAACUGAUGCCUUGUAGGCUGAAUGCAGGGAAAGGAGGUAGAUAAUUAAAUUUAAUAAGAAAAAAUUGGAAUCGAGUGUUUUGCGUGUCUUAAAUAGGAAUGCAGUCUGUCCCAGCCAUACAAUGUGGGGUGCGUGACAGCUGUGAAAAAAGUACAAAGUUUGUUUAUUUUUUAGCUUUUCUUGUAAAGAGGGUAAAAAGGAAUGUGUUAAGGUAAGAAUAAGUGCUAUUAUUAGUUCAUAAAGUACAUUAUAUCUUCAACAGAUCGUAUAUAAAAUAGUCAUAAAUUGGUCCAUCUUCAGAAUUUCCAUGCAUCCUACCUACAGAAGUCUCCAUUCCACCCUCGAUCUGUUAGAUCUUUAAGUAGUCCAAUCCAGACUUCACAUAGUUUAUUAUUAUUACCUCCACUAAAAAACGUAUGUUUUUGCCAGUUUUGAUUUGUCUGUCUCUUUCAAUAAUUGUAGUAACAAUAUGGAAGGAAGGAUUUUGAUUGAUUUCUUAGGAAAGGCCAGAAUUAAAAAGAAAGAAAUGUUCAUUAUUGUAUCAUAAUUAAUUAAUCUCCUGCUCAAGUUAUGGAGUUAUUGCCUUAAAACAAUACAGAUUUUUGUGGAAUGAAAUAUUUGUUUCUCAUUAUAAUAUUAAUUAUAUGUAUGUUUGUUAUAUACCCUUCAAACCAGUCAAGUUGCAUGCAUAUAUAUUUUCUUGCAUUAAUUAUCUUUAUAUUUUGUUGAAAUGAAAGUGAAUAAAAUGGAAAUAUAUUUAAACUGAUAAAAUAUAAAACUUAAAAUGAUAACAAAUACAAUUAGUUAUAAGUAUCAGUUCAUCCAGAAUAUUACUUUAAUUUUCUGGUAACUACUCAUACUUACAAUUAGAAAAGUUUUAUAGUUUUUAUUGGAAUAUUUUUUCUCCACAACAUUGCAAAUUCUUAAUAUUUUUUCUAGCCGUUUGAAAACAACAUGUAUCAGAAUUUUUUAAAAAUCAUUUACAGAGGUAUUGUGGCUAAUGUUGUGUUGAUAGCUGCUUUCUUGUCUACAUGUAGUUGAUUUUUUGAGUUGAUGCUCCUGUUUGAUGUUGUAACAAUACUUGAUAUAAUCAUUGGUCUGAAAAAAAAUUGCAAUGCCUUUCUUAAUUGUUUAAAAAUUGUUUUACAUCUUGUACAUAAAAAAUUAUCUAAUGUAAGUUUAGCUGUACUUUGUUAAAUUAGACCUAAUGGAUAAAUAAAUUCAUUGCUACAGA
Molecule: messenger RNA, 3407 nt
Organism: Lingula anatina
Lineage: Eukaryota; Metazoa; Brachiopoda; Lingulata; Lingulida; Lingulidae
Product: phospholipid scramblase 1
Biological process (GO): plasma membrane phospholipid scrambling
Cellular component (GO): plasma membrane
Molecular function (GO): phospholipid scramblase activity
Source: RefSeq, a predicted model, not a curated record